AUGAAGAGCGAGGCCAACGCAUCUCCUCCUAAGAGCCCUCGGGAGCUCGAGGCCACCGAAAGCAUAGCCAAUGGUCACAUCGUUGGACAUGAGGACACAGGCAUGAAAAAGACCUUCAGCUUCUUGGGCAUUCUAGCUCUCGGGUUCAACAUCUCGAAUAGCUGGAUUGCCAUCGCCUCCUCCUUGGCUCUUACCAUCGCUGCCGGCGGCACCGUCACUAUCCUUUACGGCAUCCUGGUUGUUGGCUUCGCCAUGACCGGCACCGGAAUCAGCUUGGCAGAGCUUGCCAGCGUCUACCCGACUGCUGGUGGCCAAUACCACUUGACCUCCAUCUUGACUCCCGAGCGCUUCAGCAAAGGGCUUUCCUACACCUGCGGCAUGUUGGGAGUCUUCUCCUGGAUCAGCAUCGGUGCUUCGAUUGCCUUGGUCAUAGCGCAGGCCAUAAUGGCUUUGGUAAUCCAGUACAAUCCCGACAUCAACGUCCAGUCAUGGCAUUACUUCCUUUUCUACGUGGCCGUCCAUCUGAUAGCAGUGCUGCACAACCUGUUUCUCGCACAGAAGACGGAGUGGAUCUACAAGCUUACCUUUUAUCUCACCUUGGGUUUGUUCCUGGUUGUUUCCAUCGCGUGCCCCACCCGGACGGGCGCGAGGGCGGAUUCCUCCUUUGUCUGGACUACCUUUUACAACAAUUCCGGGCUGUGGCCGGAUGGAAUCUGUUUCCUGACCGGCCUCUCGGGUCCUUCCUUCAUGCUAAUCGGGCUGGAUGCCACCAUGCAUCUCGCCGAAGAAUGCAGCGCGCCUGCCAAGGUCAUCCCGAGAGCCAUUGUCUCGACGGUUCUGGUGGGAUUCUUGACGGCGUUUGCCUUUGCUGUUGCCAUGUGCUAUAGCACGGACGACUUUGAGUCUCUCCUGGUCACGCCUACAGGAUUUCCAAUUUACGCUCUAUGGCAGACAGCGACAGAGUCGCAAGCAGGCGCCACUGUACUAAUGGUGGCACUUCUGUGCGUUAUGAUGUCAGCCCUGAACGCGACGCACCAGACAGCUUCUCGCCUCACCUGGUCGUUUGCUCGGGAUGAUGCUGUUGUCCUGGCCAAGUACCUGAAGCGUGUCCAUCCGAGGCUUCACAUGCCCGUCUACGCCCUCUUCCUGAACUUUGUGUUCUGUCUGAUCGCUGGGGUUCUGUAUGCAGCAUCAAGCUCUGCAUUCAACGCCUUCAUCGGAACGAGCGCCAUCCUAUCUCAACUCUCUAUUACCAUACCAAUCGCUCUAAUACUUUAUCAAAGGCGCUCGUAUGCGUAUCUACCGGCAUCACGCUGCUUCCGUGUACCGAACAUGGUUGGCUACUUUUGCAACAUCGUGGCCGUGGCAUGGACAACCCUUGUCACCGUGAUAUUCUGCUUCCCCACUGCGGCUCCAAUUACAGGAAACAACAUGAACUAUUCCUCCGUAGUGAUUGGGGUCGUCCUCAUACUUGGGGCUUUCAAUUGGGUGUGCUACGCUCGAACGAGAUAUCAGGGACCGCGCCUUGAAGCGCAUUCGCACUGA
Molecule: messenger RNA, 1545 nt
Organism: Microdochium trichocladiopsis
Lineage: Eukaryota; Fungi; Ascomycota; Sordariomycetes; Xylariales; Microdochiaceae
Product: amino acid/polyamine transporter I
Exons: 5
Coding region: 1-1545 (514 amino acids)
Biological process (GO): transmembrane transport
Cellular component (GO): membrane
Molecular function (GO): transmembrane transporter activity
Source: RefSeq, a predicted model, not a curated record